This is a messenger RNA of Hirsutella rhossiliensis, 714 nucleotides long. Its product is annotated as polyprotein. The coding region runs from base 1 to 714 and encodes 237 amino acids. The transcript is spliced from 3 exons. The record is from RefSeq and is a predicted model, not a curated record. Lineage: Eukaryota; Fungi; Ascomycota; Sordariomycetes; Hypocreales; Ophiocordycipitaceae.
AUGCUCCGCCAACUCUCGGCAGAAAGACGAGUUAAGGAUGCCCUCCAUGCACGCAACGGCCCGAGCACGACAGAAGUGCUAUCCCUCCCGCUGCAAAGUGAAGUUCGCGUUUGGAGAGAGAAAGACGGUUGGCAAGGACCCUUCAAGAUUGCAUCGAUUGAUACCCAUAACAUCACCAUUGACACAGUCAACGGCCCCCAAGUCUUUCGAUCGACCCUUGUACAACCGUAUCUGCGUGAUGAUACCACUCUUUCCGACCCUACACACGACACAGACCCCUCAGACCCUAACGGACCUGCCUGCCCGACCCGAACCCCGCCCCCGCAGAGAGGACGCCCACCAGGAUCAAAGAACAAGCCAAAGGAUUUGAUCAUGAUGGCCCAAGCCCUACGGUCUGAUGGCAUAAUCACCUCUCCUGGUGACCCCUUCGAAGAAUCCGAUAACAAAGAGAUUACUGACCUCGUUGGCCGCGGUGUAUUCCAAUUUGAACGAUACGAUCAAAUGAGUCAUGGAAACUAUAGAAUCUUUCGCUCUCGAAUGGUUCGUGAAGUCAAAGGAAUCAACACUAAGCCCUACGAAAAGUCUCGACUUGUUAUUCAAGGACAUAACGACUUUGAGAAGACCACCCUCCUGACGCAAUCUCCGACAAUUCAACGCGUUAGCCAGAGACUCAUCCUCGCUAUUGCCCCGGACUUCUUCAAAACUACGGCAUAA